AUGUCGCAGAGGUCAGGAAGGCACCAGAGGCGGGCGUCGCAGAGCGUGUUCGUGCUGCCGGAGAACUUCGCCCUGGAGGACGUGCCGGCGGCCGUGGCCGAGGGCGGCGGCGUCGAGCAGCGGAAGCCCGCGGCCGCGGACGGCUCCGAGCUGCAGGCGGCGAGGCAGGCGGGGCGCCACCGGCGGGCCAUGUCCAUGGCCGUCGCCUCCCGGGACCUGGAGAUGAUCUCGGAGGACAUUGGGAGCUACAAGUACGGCGCGUAG
Molecule: messenger RNA, 264 nt
Organism: Miscanthus lutarioriparius
Lineage: Eukaryota; Viridiplantae; Streptophyta; Magnoliopsida; Poales; Poaceae
Source: the annotation of a GenBank genome assembly